Molecule: messenger RNA, 2904 nt
Organism: Cololabis saira (Pacific saury)
Lineage: Eukaryota; Metazoa; Chordata; Actinopteri; Beloniformes; Belonidae
Gene: cyp27c1
Product: cytochrome P450 27C1
Exons: 9
Coding region: 134-1759 (541 amino acids)
Biological process (GO): cortisol metabolic process; glucocorticoid biosynthetic process; cellular response to peptide hormone stimulus
Cellular component (GO): mitochondrial inner membrane
Molecular function (GO): heme binding; oxidoreductase activity, acting on paired donors, with incorporation or reduction of molecular oxygen; monooxygenase activity
Source: RefSeq, a predicted model, not a curated record
CGUCUCAGUUUACACGUGCACAAGGAAGAUGAAAUUGUGAGUCUUCUCUCUGCGCUCAUAGAUUGUUGCAGAAAAGACCUGAUCGCACACUUCUCUUACCUGGGGAAAACAUAGAAGAGUACUUUAGACUGCGAUGGCAAGCCUGAGUUUCCUGACCAGCUCCUGGGGGAAGGGGCUGCAGGCCGGUCUGCUGAGCGGCCAGCGCUUCUACGUGCUGCGCUCCCUGCACAAGUCAGCGACCAACGAGGCUCUGCAGAUCCCCGCCACCGAGGACGAGACCUUGUCCCACACAAUCAUCCCGCCGGCAGAUGUCGUCGACAAGAGCAGGCUCAAGUCCCUGAAGGAGAUGCCGGGGCCCAGCACCGUUUCCAACUUGGUCGAGUUCUUUCUUCGAGACGGCUUCGGUAGAAUCCAUGAAAUUCAGAUGGAGCACAGGAAGAAGUAUGGAAAAAUCUUCAAGUCUCGCUUUGGACCCCAGCUGGUUGUCUCGGUCGCUGAUCGUGACAUGGUGGCUGAGGUAUUGCGGGCCGAAGGCGUGGCCCCACAGAGAGCAAACAUGGAAUCCUGGAAAGAGUACCGGGACAUGAGAGGGCAUGCCACCGGUCUCAUCUCGGCUGAGGGAGAAGACUGGCUCAAGAUGCGGAGUGUGCUUAGACAACUGGUCAUGCGCCCCCGUGAUGUAGCGUUCUUCUCUGAUGAUGUAAACUAUGUCGUGGAUGACCUGGUCAAGAGGGUGCGAGGUUUGCGUGCAGAACAGCCUGAUGGAAAGACUGUCCUCAAUGUGAAUGAUCUGUUCUUCAAAUAUGCCAUGGAAGCUGUGGCUGCUAUUUUGUAUGAAUGUAGACUGGGAUGUUUAGAAAAGGAAGUUCCUCAAGAAACUCAAGACUACAUUCAUGCUCUGCACCUCAUGUUCAGCUCCUUCAAGACAACCAUGUAUGCUGGUGCAAUCCCCAAGUGGCUCCGGCCCGUUUUUCCCAAACCAUGGGAGGAAUUCUGUCACUCCUGGGAUGGUCUAUUCAAAUUCAGUAUCGAUCAUGUUGAUAAGAGGUUCUCCCAGAUCAAAGCUCAGACGGAGCGGGGAGAGAAUGUGAAGGGUGGACUCCUCACGCACAUGCUUGUUACAAGGGAGAUGAACCUGGAGGAGAUUUAUGCCAACGUUACAGAGAUGCUCCUGGCUGGGGUUGACACGACAUCCUUUACCCUGUCUUGGGCCAGCUAUCUGUUAGCACGACACCCUCACAUACAGCAGCAAAUCUACACUGAAGUCACAGAAACACUGGAGCCGGGAGCAGUCCCCACAGCCAACGAUGUCCCUCGUCUGCCUCUUAUCAGAGGACUCGUCAAAGAGACACUCAGGCUUUUUCCGGUUCUCCCAGGCAACGGACGGAUUACCCAGGAUGACUUGGUGGUCGGUGGAUAUUUCAUCCCCAAAGGGACUCAGUUAGCCCUGUGUCACUACUCCACAUCUAUGGAUGAAGAGAAUUUUGCAGAUGCCCCAGAUUUCCAACCUCAUCGCUGGGUACGGAAAGACACCUCAGAUCGUGUGGACAACUUUGGCUCGAUUCCCUUUGGCUACGGGAUAAGGAGCUGCAUUGGCAGGAGAAUAGCAGAGCUGGAGCUGCAUCUUGCUCUCGCACGGCUCAUUCAGAAGUUUCGCAUUGAAGUGUCUCCUCUCACCGCUGAUGUCAAGGCCAAAACUCAUGGCCUUCUCUGUCCUGCUGAUUCCAUCAACCUGCAGUUCGUCGACAGGGAAAACUAAACACAGCCUUUCUCCAAACAUUCUACUGUGCUGAAUGUUUUCUCAAUGUGCUGAUUCCAUUAUUGAGAGUGCUUAAAUACACUGCUUUUAGUACACCUUCCAGUGUUUCAUUUUAGAUGCCAAGCUGAGGUUUUACUCAGACAAGAAAUCUGUCUUAUCUGUUUGUUAAGAAGUCACAAAAACUGUAUAUAAUGAAAGCUGUAAACACUAUUUUGAAUCUAUACUAUUUUAACUUUGAGGUUUCUCUUUUAGUUUACUGUUACCUCUUGCAUACAUCUAAUACCUCUUGUAUCCUCUUACCACACAUUACUCUCUCUAUUUAUAUAUAUACCGGUGUGUGUGUUUAUAUAUAUAAUGUGUAACACAUACUGCAUUCAUACAUUAUCCUCGUUUCAAAAGUCAAUAUGCAGAAUAUUGCAUGGCAGUUGUGAAUGUAGUGAAAAUUAACUACCAGCAUCUGGGCUCUCAGAAGCUUUUAAUCAGUGAAAAACCACUGAUUGUCUCUACUCCAAACCAAAAUAUCUUUGCAGGUCAAUUUUCUAUGGCACAGAAAACUUUUUGUCCUUCAGAUUCAGGAUGAGGCAUUGCAAUACUUUCAUCACUGUACGUUAUAUGCAUAACAUACUAAAUACAGGUCUUUUCUGCAUCUGAGUCAAAAAACCACAACUAAACAAUUAUUUUAAUGCAACUUGAUAUUGUAGUACUUUUAUUUUUUUUUAAUUAAAUUAAGCAUCAGUUUGAUCAUUGUGUCAGAUAGACAUGAGUUAUAAUCAUCAAAUUGCUCAAAGUAAAAUAUCUGAACUAAUUAAACGUGUAUCUUUUUCACUUGUUUUUUCACAUGUACUGUAUGAAUUUGGAUGAUAGAAUGAAUGUGUUUUGUAUUUUUGGUUUUCAUAUUGCUUGUGGAAAAUGAUUCUACCAAUGUACUGGUUACAUUAUGGUUUAUUUUCAAAUGGCAAAUGCCUGUCAAUGAACAGUUGGUAGCAAAGAAAAAGACAUGUUGUUUGAAGGAUCAGUGGUUGAAGUGAAGGAAGAUGGAACACUUUUUUUUUUAUAAGAUUUUGUAUCUACACUUUUUAUCUGUACCCUUUUCUCUGUAGUUUCAGUGAAACUGAAAACAAUAAACAUGAUUUAAUUAUAUUGCA